GUCCACAUGUCUUCAGCAGCGGCGACGUGCGGCUGCCCGGCGCCCUACGUGGGCCCGCCGCUGACGGCCACCUGCGGCGCGGGCCAGUUCCUCGUGUUCAUGGGGCUGCUGGACGGCUACCUGCGCGCGCAGUGCGACGUGGCCGACCCGUGCGGCCGCGUCAGCUGCCGCUCGGCCCCGCGCGACCUGGACUACGACUUCGUGGUGGUGGGCGGCGGCUCCGGCGGCGCCGUGGCGGCGGCCAGGCUGUCCGAGGUGCCCGGCUGGCGCGUGCUGCUGCUCGAGGCCGGCGGCGACGAGCCCCCCGGCUCGCAGGUGCCCUCGAUGGUGCUGAACUACCACGGAGGCGAGCUGGACUGGAACUACAGCACCGAGCCGGAGACUGCCGCCUGCCAGGGCUACCCGGGGAAGCGCUGCAAGUGGGUGCGGGGCAAGGUCCUGGGCGGCUGCAGCGUGCUAAACGGGAUGAUGUACCUGCGCGGCCACCCCAAGGACUACGACUACUGGGCGGCGGCGGGCAACCCCGGGUGGGGCUACCGCGACGUGCUGCCCUACUUCCUCAAGUCGGAGGACAACCGCGAGCUCGGGGAGGUGGACGCAGCAUUCCACGGCUCCGGGGGCCCGCUGACGGUGCAGCGCUUCCCCGACCGCCCCGCCAUGGCCGACCACAUCCUGCAGGCUGGCCGCGAGCUGGGCUACGGCGUCAGCCGCGACCUCAACGGCGCCAACUUCACGGGCUUCGCCAUCGCGCAGGCCAAGAACAGGAACGGGUCGCGGGUGAGCAGCGCUAGAGCCUUCCUGCGACCCGCCAGGGGCCGGCCCAACCUGGAUGUGAUGCUCAACUCCACCGUGACGCGGGUGCUCAUCGACGAGAAGACGAAGCAGGCCAGAGGGGUGGAGUUCGUGCUCAACGGCCAGAAGAGGUCGGUGCGCGUCAGCAAGGAGGUGAUAGUGGCCGGCGGCGCCGUCAACUCGCCGCAGAUCCUGCUGCUGUCGGGCGUGGGCGACAAGCAGCACCUGGCCGAGGUGGGUGUGCCGCUCAGGCACCACCUGCCGGGCGUCGGCAAGAACCUCAUGAACCACGUGGCCUUCUUCGUCAGCUUCCUGGCGCGCAACGAGACGUCGCGCUACGACCUGGACUGGGCGGCGGCUACUGAGUACCUGCUCAAGAGGAGCGGGCCCAUGUCCAGCACCGGACUGUCGCAGGUGACGGCGAAGCUGAGCACCAAGUACGCCGACCCGUCGGGCGACGACCCCGACCUGCAGAUGUUCUUCGCCGGCUACCUUGCGGGCUGCGCCAAGACGGGCGAGGUGGGCGCGCGCAUGGACGACGGCCCGCGCUCUGUCAGCAUCUCACCCGUCGUGCUGCACCCCAAGAGCCGCGGGCGCAUCUCGCUCCGCUCCGCCGACCCGCUGGCCCCGCCGCUCAUCCGCGCCAACUACCUCACGCACCGCGACGACGUGAACACGCUGGUCGAAGGGGUGAAGAUCGCCGUGAGGCUGGGCGCAACCAGGGCGCUCGCGAGGUACGGCCUGGAGCUGGACCGGAGCGCGCCGCCGGGAUGCGACAUGCCCUUCGGCAGCGACGCCUUCUGGGAGUGCGCCGUGCGGCAGUUCACCGGGCCCGAGAACCACCAGGCCGGCACCUGCAAGAUGGGGCCCGACUCGGACCCCGACGCCGUCGUCGACUCCUCUCUCAGGGUGCGCGGCGUCAAGGGCCUGCGCGUCAUGGACGCGUCCGUGAUGCCGGCGCUGGUGUCGGCCAACACGGCCGCCACCAUCAUGAUGAUCGCGGAGAAGGGCGCGGACAUGGUGAAGGAGGUGUGGAAGCAGGGGUCUGUGACCUCGAGGGCCGGUUGGGCGGGUCACUGGCCGGGGGGCCGCGACCACGGGUGGCCGGGGAAGCCCGCGGCGGCCGGCUGGUCGGCGCCGGGCUGGCGCAGGAAUUCCCCCGGCGCCAACAGGCUGAGGGACGUGGCGGCGAGCUCCGGCAACCCGGGCUGGAACUCCUGGACGGGCUGACGUCACCGAGGGCUCGGCCCACGAGCACACCAUGCGCCUAGAGGACUCUUGCACCUGUCUGGGAACUCCCUUGCGGGACUUGGGCUUGGCCACUGUGUUUUGUGGUCUUCACAGCACGAAUCAAACCGUCAGUCAAGUCUGGCAUGCACCAACAAAACAUUUACUAUAUUGAAUUGUUUCUUUUUAAACACGAAACAACAACGCAAAACAGGUAACAUGGUGGUCUGAAGAAAGUUUAGAAACAUUUAAAAAUCAAAAACCUUUUUUGCUGUGUCCAUAUUUAAGAGAAAAAAAAUUAUUUUGAGAUUUAGAUCGCACAUUUAUGGCAUUAUAUAUUUCAUGACAUUUCAUACUUAAAAAGGUUACUAUCAAAAUAGUAUUAAUGGUGAAAAAUGUAAAGUAAAAUAGAGAACUCUAUUUUUGUAAAGUUAAUAUAUAUAAUCAAAAAUGUAAACAUGCAUUCAUUGCGAUGUAUUAUUUAUUAUGGAAAAUAAAUUAUAUAGGUAUGUACAUAUUUAUAUUUUUACUGGUUGUUACAUAGUUUAUUCUAAAAAAAAAUUUUUUUGCUCUAUUAAUUCUUUGGCCAGAUUAUAUCCAAACACUAUCUACGGGUACUAACUACCAAAAGUUACGUAGAAAGAAAAAAUUCUAAUUAUUUUUUUGUAUAUUUUUUUUUAAUAUUUCACGGCAGUAAAGCGUAACAGUCCGUAUGAUCCCUUGUCUCAAUGAUAGUAUGUCUCAUAAAAUAAAUAUUUU
Messenger RNA from Bacillus rossius redtenbacheri, 2778 nucleotides. RefSeq names its product glucose dehydrogenase [FAD, quinone]-like. Lineage: Eukaryota; Metazoa; Arthropoda; Insecta; Phasmatodea; Bacillidae. The record is from RefSeq and is a predicted model, not a curated record. Gene Ontology annotation, molecular function: oxidoreductase activity, acting on CH-OH group of donors; flavin adenine dinucleotide binding. The coding region runs from base 7 to 2022 and encodes 671 amino acids. The transcript has 6 exons.